CGUCCGUCCUCCGCUUCACGGCUGCGCGCGCGCGUCCGUGUACUCUUGUGCGCCCGCGGACAUCUGUGAGCGGUAUCGUUGCACGUUGAACGAAAGACGCGAAGAGGAAACCUGCUCAGUUAGGUUAAGUUCAACUUUCAACACCCAACAUGGCGGACGAAGCGGACAUGCGCAACGAGCUGGCCGACCUGCAGACUCGCGCCGACCAGAUAGCCGACGAGUCUCUUGAGAGCACUCGCCGCAUGCUGGCUCUGGUGGAGGAGAGUAAAGAUGCCGGCAUCAGGACUCUGGUGAUGCUGGACGAGCAGGGAGAGCAACUGGAGCGCAUCGAGGAGGGGAUGGACCAGAUCAAUAAGGACAUGAAGGAUGCAGAAAAGAAUUUGAACAAUCUAGGACAGUUCUGUGGUCUGUGUACAUGUCCGUGUAACAAGAUUAAGGGCGGGGGACAGGCCUGGGGAGGCAACCAGGACGGUGUGGUCAACAGCCAGCCCGGCGCUCGGGUGGUAGACGAGCGUGAGCAGAUGGCCAUCAGUGGAGGCUUUAUUCGCAGGGUAACGGAUGACGCCCGCGAGAACGAGAUGGACGAGAACCUGGAGCAGGUGGGCGGCAUCAUCGGCAACCUGCGCCACAUGGCUCUGGACAUGGGCCAGGAGAUCGACACCCAGAACCGGCAGAUCGACCGCAUCAUGGAGAAGGCCGAUUCCAACAAGACCCGAAUCGACGAGGCCAACCAGCGUGCAACAAAGAUGUUGGGCAGUGGCUGAACAGCAGCACCCUGGACACCUAAAUCUCUCUCACACACACACACACACGCACACACGCACAAACACAAAUACAGAGAAACACCUAAAGCCCACCCCUGUAUCGCCUCUGCAAAAUGAUGCUUCUAUUGUGAUACAUGUAGACGUUUGCACAUAUCAGCACUUCCAUUUAUUGUUAUGUGUUGGUUCCCCAUCCCUCACUCUUCCUGUUUUUUUUUUAAUGUAAUAUAUAAUAUUCAAAAAACAAUCACAUUGACUGUUAUCUGGAUUUAGUGACUAUAUACGUGUAUACUGUAUAUGAUGAAAAUUUGAUUCCAGUCACUUAAAUGCUGAUGCCAGAGAUUGUAUAUAUUUAUGCUUUUGUCCUCAGGGAGCGAAAUCAGACCAAGUUCCAAUCAUUCCAUCUGGCAUUUUUAUCGAUUAUAAAGAGCAGUGGGUGGCUUACUUUGCCAUUUAGCUUUUAGCACAUUCAGCUCCUCCUCUGCUCGAGCAUUAAUUAUUCAUUCGCCGGUAUAAAAAUAUCCUAACGUGCUAUAUAUGGACAGAGGAGCGGCCCAUAUCUCUGACAGUUCCCUCGGCCCUGUCUGCUACAUCGUGCCACUCUGUUUGUUUCAUCCUUUCCAGACUGUGAGCAAGUCACUGCAAAAAGAGAUGUACCCUGGGAAAAUAAAGCCAAUAAAACCUUCAGAACUGUAGAAAAAGAAAAU
Molecule: messenger RNA, 1468 nt
Organism: Hippocampus comes (tiger tail seahorse)
Lineage: Eukaryota; Metazoa; Chordata; Actinopteri; Syngnathiformes; Syngnathidae
Product: synaptosomal-associated protein 25-A-like
Exons: 9
Coding region: 150-764 (204 amino acids)
Biological process (GO): synaptic vesicle priming; synaptic vesicle fusion to presynaptic active zone membrane; exocytosis
Cellular component (GO): synaptobrevin 2-SNAP-25-syntaxin-1a-complexin I complex; plasma membrane
Molecular function (GO): voltage-gated potassium channel activity; syntaxin-1 binding; SNAP receptor activity
Source: RefSeq, a predicted model, not a curated record